Aspergillus tanneri is the source of this 1065-nucleotide messenger RNA. It is a transcript of the gene fbp1, whose product is annotated as fructose 1,6-bisphosphate 1-phosphatase. NCBI's taxonomy places the organism in Eukaryota, Fungi, Ascomycota, Eurotiomycetes, Eurotiales, Aspergillaceae. The transcript is spliced from 2 exons. Gene Ontology annotation, cellular component: cytosol; cytoplasm. Gene Ontology annotation, molecular function: fructose 1,6-bisphosphate 1-phosphatase activity. The record is from RefSeq and is a predicted model, not a curated record. Gene Ontology annotation, biological process: sucrose biosynthetic process; fructose metabolic process; fructose 1,6-bisphosphate metabolic process. The coding region runs from base 1 to 1065 and encodes 354 amino acids.
AUGUCUUCCAACGGUAAUGGCGCUCCCCCCGUGGGACAGGAGAACAUCAACACUGAUAUCGUCACCCUCACCCGAUUCCUGACUGAAGAGCAGGCGAAAGUGGCCGAAGCCACUGGUGACUUCACACUGCUAUGCCACGCUCUUCAAUUCGCCUUCAAGUCCAUCGCUUACUACAUUCGUCGUGCAUCGUUGAUCAACCUCACUGGAUUGGCGGGAUCAUCGAACACCACCGGCGAUGACCAGAAGAAGCUUGAUGUUAUCGGAAAUGACAUCUUUAUCUCUGCCAUGAAGGGCUCGGGAAAGUGUCGCAUUCUUAUCUCUGAGGAAGAGGAAGAGGUGAUUGUGUUCGACGAGCAUCCCAAUGCCCGAUAUGCUGUUGUCUGUGACCCUAUUGACGGCUCCUCCAACCUGGAUGCUGGCGUUUCGGUUGGAACCAUCUUCGGUAUCUUCAAGCUCCCUGAUUCAAUCCUAGGCCCUGGCAAAACCGUUACCGCCAAGGAUGUUCUCAGACCUGGAACAGAGAUGGUGGCCUCGGGGUUCACCAUGUACGGCGCCUCCGCCCAGCUGGUCAUCACUAUGCGCAAUGGCAGUGUGAACGGUUUCACUAUGGAGAACUCUCUUGGUGAAUUCAUCCUGACCCACCCGAACAUGCAACUCCCCGCGAAGCGUGCCAUCUACUCUGUGAACGAGGGUAACAGCAUGUACUGGGAGGAAUGGACCAGCGAGGUCUUCCACUCCUUGAAAUUCCCAGGAGAGGGUAAGAAGCCUUACAGCUCGCGAUACAUCGGUAGCAUGGUGGCCGAUGCCUACCGAACCCUUCUCUACGGGGGACUCUUCGCCUACCCUGCCGACUCGAAGAGCCCCAAGGGUAAGCUGCGGAUUCUCUACGAGUGCGCCCCCAUGGCCAUGAUUUUCGAGAAUGCCGGCGGUCUGGCCGUCAACUCGAGGGUGGAGCGUCUUCUGGAAGUCGUGCCCGAGUACAUCCACGACCGAAGUGGAGUGUUCCUCGGCUCGAAGGAUGAGGUGCAGAGGGUCAUUGACACCUACAACAAGCACAAGAAAUAG